Messenger RNA from Siniperca chuatsi (mandarin fish), 3185 nucleotides. Its product is annotated as tyrosine-protein kinase ZAP-70. Gene Ontology annotation, cellular component: extrinsic component of cytoplasmic side of plasma membrane; cytoplasm. Bases 216 to 2042 code for a protein of 608 amino acids. Gene Ontology annotation, molecular function: non-membrane spanning protein tyrosine kinase activity; ATP binding; signaling receptor binding. Gene Ontology annotation, biological process: cell differentiation; intracellular signal transduction; cell surface receptor protein tyrosine kinase signaling pathway. Lineage: Eukaryota; Metazoa; Chordata; Actinopteri; Centrarchiformes; Sinipercidae. The record is from RefSeq and is a predicted model, not a curated record. The transcript is spliced from 13 exons.
UGCAGUCUCAAAGUGUGGGUGCUUCGUGCUAAAUAUCUCAACCUGACAUAUGGUACCUCACAACUCGCCUGUGUAGAGCUGACAGUGCUGAAAAAACAUUGUAAACGAUAUACUUUCUCUAGGUGUAACGUAGAAGAGACGAAGAGGAGUUCCUUUCCACCAUCUACAUCCAGGACUCCAAGUCAAAGUCCAGCUCAUCUCUCCCAGGUCUCACCAUGUCCAUCGACCCGGCGGCCGAGCUGCCUUUUUUCUACGGCAGCAUCAGUCGCUCAGAUGCCGAGCAGAAUCUGAAGCUGGCUGGGAUGGCAGACGGGCUCUUCUUGCUGCGACAGUGUCUCCGCAGUCUGGGAGGCUACGUCCUGUCUGUUGUGUGGAACCUGGAGUUUCACCAUUACACCAUAGACAAGCAGCUUAAUGGGACUUACUGCAUCCCAGGAGGGAAGCCUCACUGUGGGCCUGCAGAGCUCUGUGAGUUUUACAGCAAAGACCCUGACGGCCUGGUGUGCAUCCUGAGGAAGCCCUGUCUGCGCUCCCCAGAUACACCGAUACGGCCCGGCGUGUUCGACAACCUGAGAGAAAACAUGCUGAGAGAGUACGUGAAGCAUACCUGGAACCUGGAGGGAGAAGCCAUGGAGCAGGCCAUCAUCAGUCAAGCUCCUCAGCUGGAGAAACUGAUCGCCACGACGGCCCACGAGAAGAUGCCUUGGUAUCAUGGCAAAGUCAACCGCCAGGAAGGGGAGAGGCGGCUUUACUCUGGAGCACAACCAGACGGCAAGUUUCUAGUGAGAGACAGAGAGGAGUUGGGUACUUUUGCUCUCUCCAUGAUGUAUGGGAAAACAGUGUACCACUAUCAGAUCCUCCAAGACAAAUCAGGGAAAUACUCCAUGCCAGAGGGAACAAAGUUUGACACAAUCUGGCAGCUGGUUGAGUACCUGAAGAUGAAACCUGAUGGCCUGGUGACUGUUCUCGGGGAGGCAUGUGUUAACGGCAAAGCUGCUGAAAAGACACCCAGUCUUCCAGCAUCAAGGCGGACCGGCGCAAAUGGAUACACACCGCCACCCCGAGCUGUUGCAGCGACUUUGAAGCCAGCUACCACUGUGUCUGUAGACCGUGAGAUUCUGCCGAUGGACUGCGACGGAUUUAACCCGUACCACAACCCGAAUGAAGUGAGGAAGUUUAACAUCAAGAGGACUCAGCUGCUGAUUGAUGAAGUGGAGCUCGGCUCUGGAAACUUUGGCUGCGUCAAGAAAGGAGUCCUCAAGGCUGAAUCGGGCCAGAUCGACGUGGCCAUCAAAGUGCUGAAGAGUGACAAUGAGAAGCUGGUGAAGGAGGAGAUGAUGAGGGAGGCAGAGAUAAUGCACCAGCUGAGCAACCCUUUCAUCGUUCGCAUGCUGGGUCUGUGCAACGCUGAGAACCUGAUGCUGGUCAUGGAGAUGGCCUCUGCCGGACCUCUCAACAAAUUCCUCUCCACCAAGAAGGAUACUGUAACUGUGGAGAACAUUGUCAACCUGAUGCACCAGGUGUCGAUGGGAAUGAAGUAUCUGGAGGAGAAGAACUUUGUGCACAGAGACUUAGCAGCUCGCAACGUCCUGCUCGUCAACCAACAGUUUGCCAAAAUCAGUGACUUUGGGCUCUCCAAGGCCCUGGGAGCAGAUGACAAUUAUUACAAGGCUCGUACUGCAGGUAAAUGGCCGCUGAAGUGGUACGCUCCAGAAUGUAUUAACUUCCACAAAUUCUCCAGUAAAAGUGACGUGUGGAGUUUUGGUAUCACCAUGUGGGAGGCCUUUUCAUACGGAGGGAAACCUUACAAGAAAAUGAAAGGACCAGAUGUGAUGCGUUUCAUUGAUGCUGGGAACCGCAUGGAGUGUCCAACAGUGUGUCCAGAGCGAAUGUAUACAUUAAUGAAAGAAUGCUGGACGUACAAGCAUGAGGAGCGUCCUGACUUCAAGAAGGUUGAGGAGUCCAUGAGGUCUUACCAUUACUCCAUAUCGAGCAAGGCCAAGCCCGAGGGAGCUGAAGUCGCUGCUGAGCCUGUCGAGUAGACAGAAAACAAGGCGCAUUCUGUCCCAGUGCUGCACAAAGCAUCCUUUCAACUGGCCAUUAAACAACCAACACAAAGAGCUUUUUAUAAACGGUGCACACUGACCAGAACAGUACAACUAAACAGGCCUCAGUGACAAUAAAUGUGCAUUUGUAAAUUGGACUUCAGUGUGUCAGCCAUGUAAGGAGGACCUCUGUCUGUUUGUCUGUGUGUCUGUCUGUCGUGGUUUGAAUGUUAAGGGUUGACGUCUUUACAUUAAUGAACAAAGUAAUUUUAUAAUCUGGUAUUUUGAGUGAUGGGACUUUUUGGUACAUGUACAAGUUGUUUUUUCACUGUAUCUGCCACCACCUAAGAGGAUUUUUUUUAAUGCCAUACAAACAAUAAGUAUAAAGAAAGUGAUAGAACUGUACACUUUAAUGUUAUUCUUUCAACAUUCAGGUAAAGUCAGCAAUCGAUCUGAAAAGGCAAUCAUUUCUAUUAACUGAUGACACAUUUGGUGUUACGAAUCCUUCUGAAAAGAACUUGCAGGUUAUAAGUGGAGUUCAUAAUCAUAUAGACCUACUACAUUGACUAUUUGUUUUUUCACUCACUUCACUUCGGUAAAAACUAUAGACUGUGUACAACAAUGUAAUGAUCAUUAAUUACUCGUAUUGCUGACCCACCCAUGCUUACAGAGGGAUGGGCAACAUGUUUCAAAAGGCCCAGAGCAACAUGAGAAUCUGUAACUUUAUUAAGCAUGUAGCAGACAAAUAUGGGGAAUAAUAUCCUAGAAACAUGCCUUGUAUAUAUGUGCAGAGCCCAGCAUCUGGAUCAUCUGCAUUGGAAAAGCUUGUGUAAAGAGGAGGCACAAAACACGACAUCUUAAGGCAGAUUUUAUGCGGUCUUACCUAAAAGAUUAGCAGUGUUUUCUACAUUUUAGAGAGAAAUAUAGACAUUUAUGAUGUUUUUGUAUAGUACUAAAUAAAUAAACAGUAGAAAUUACCAGUAGUUUAAAGGGCAUAAACCAUUAAAGGGUCUAAAAUCUUUAAUACAAAUAUUUCCUUUGGGUUUCCUGUCAGUAAUUAAAACAUGAUGCAUUGUGGUUUAUUGUGACUGUGUUAUAAAAUAAACGAGGUUAGUCAUGCUGCCUCCUGCCAUUCACUGA